Glycine soja is the source of this 1317-nucleotide messenger RNA. Its product is annotated as mediator of RNA polymerase II transcription subunit 18. Gene Ontology annotation, molecular function: transcription coregulator activity. The coding region runs from base 385 to 1113 and encodes 242 amino acids. The transcript is spliced from 6 exons. The record is from RefSeq and is a predicted model, not a curated record. Gene Ontology annotation, biological process: regulation of transcription by RNA polymerase II; termination of RNA polymerase II transcription. Lineage: Eukaryota; Viridiplantae; Streptophyta; Magnoliopsida; Fabales; Fabaceae. Gene Ontology annotation, cellular component: mediator complex; core mediator complex.
CGUGGCCAAAUCUAUGCCUUCAAUUUAAUCUAAUGGCUGAAAAUUUAUUAAUCGGAGAUCCUCCAAUUAUUUUCAAUUGGAGAGGAUCUGGAUCCGAGAUUCUCCUGGAAAGCGUUCGCGUCCGCUCGUCACGUUCCCGCUCACUCCCUCUCGCGUUCGCCCUGUUCGUCCCUCUCAUCUAUUCAUAUCUCUCUCCUGUAAUCUAGGAUUCGAACAUUGAUCCUUCAAUUGACUUCACUAAUAACUUUAGUCAAGAGCUGCAACUACAAGUUAACACGGGUUUUGUCAAUUCUUAAGUUAUUUUACUUUAUCUUUGAAUAUUGUGUAGAAUUUUCUGUAUAAAUAUUGGAUGGAUUUAUCUCUGUUUAUCUGUAUAAAUAUUGGAUGGAUUUAUCAAAAGUGUUAGAUUGCAUAAAUAAUACAUACAUCUCGUGUGUAAUGCAGCUGAGCAUAGUGGAUAUGGAAUGUGUGGUUCAGGGAAUUAUAGAGACUCAGCAUGUUGAGGCCUUGGAGAUUCUUCUUCAAGGACUAUGUGGUGUUCAGAGAGAACGAUUGAGGAUCCAUGAAAUAUGCCUCAAGAGUGGUCCACAUCUGGGCACUGUAGCCUCAGAGGUUCGACUCUUGUGUGACCUAGAGCAAGCUGAACCUUCCUGGACUGUUAAACAUGUAGGUGGUGCAAUGAGGGGAGCAGGUGCAGAGCAAAUUUCUGUUCUCGUUAGGUCAAUGGUGGAAAGCAAAACAAGCAAGAAUGCACUUCGCAUGUUUUAUACACUGGGGUACAAGUUAGACCAUGAGCUGCUGAGGGUGGGAUUUUCCUUCAAUUUCCACAGGGGUGCACAAAUCACUGUAACAGUUUCAUCAAUCAAUAAAAUGCUGAAGCUGCAUGCAACUGAUGAGGCCGUGCCAGUAACACCUGGUAUACAAAUGGUUGAAGUAACAGCACCUGCAACUGCUGAAACCUACGCUGAAGUUGCUUCUGCUGUGUCAUCCUUUUGUGAAUACCUUGCACCGCUUCUCCACCUGUCCAAACCAGGCAUUUCAACCGGUGUUGUUCCUACUGCUGCUGCAGCUGCUGCAUCUCUAAUGUCUGAUGGUGGGGGUACAAAUUUGUAGUGGGACUAUACCGUUUUCUUUAUAAACGCUCACUUUAUGUACAUUGAAGUUCCUUGACCCCACUUCUUAAUUAUAAUAGAGACGUGAACAUAGAAUUUUCACUUGAUAAUAACAUGUAAAAAUUUAACAUGGGAACAUGCCUUCCCAUUAUUAAUUGUUUCAUGAUGGAUUAAUUGGUAUAGAAGUGCAAUUUGAUUGUUCCAA